This is a messenger RNA of Fraxinus pennsylvanica, 570 nucleotides long. The record is from the annotation of a GenBank genome assembly. NCBI's taxonomy places the organism in Eukaryota, Viridiplantae, Streptophyta, Magnoliopsida, Lamiales, Oleaceae.
AUGCCAGCUGCAAGUUGGAAAUUCCCCACCAUGCAGCAGAGGUUUCGAGAUAGGUAUGAAGAAGGUGACCCAGAGUUUCCGGUGGUCAACUCUUUCAUCUUGUUUGCAAAGAAGUCUGGAGGAAAAUGUAUACUCCCAAGAGAGCAUCUUCGAGUCCUAAGGAUCAGCCUACUAGGAAACAACGGAAGGGAGGAACCCGGUUCGGGGGACCCUUGUUGCUUUUCUUGCCACAUUGAAUGUGCCCUCCUAAGCGAGAAGGUGGGAGUUGUUAAUCUUGGACAGUUGAUGCAGCUGGAUGGAGGCUAUUGCUGUGCUUCCUGUGGCAGGGUUUCUGGGAUAAUUUGGGAAGAUCUCAAGGCUGGCAUGGGUCAAGAACAAAUCUGUGGUGGAGAUAUUAGAAAAUGUUCCGGGGAUCCUAAUUUUCUUAAGCCAGAUACUGUACUUGAAGACAGGUUGUCAUCCAUUCCAAGGGUGAUUGACUUGAAUGUUUCUCCAGUGCCCUAUCUGAACGAAGAGUUUACACCUCCUGUUGAGUCAUCUAGAAACAACUGGAACAGUUCUAAACCGUAA